AUGGCUCUCAGCUGGAGAUCUGCCCGCCAUGUCUCCAAGCUUGCUCAGGCAACACGCCCUGCUCUUUCCGCGCGUCACUAUGCGACCGCGGAGCCUGACCUGAAGGCCACCUUGAAGGAGGUCAUUCCCGCUAAGCGGGAGCUCCUCCAGAAGGUGAAGGCCCAGGGCGAUGAGGUGAUUGGUGAUGCCAAGGUCAGCAACGUCAUCGGUGGCAUGCGUGGCCUCAAGGCCAUGCUCUGGGAGGGCUCCGUCCUCGACGCCGAAGAGGGAAUUCGUUUCCACGGCAAGACCAUCAAGGACUGCCAGAAGGAGUUGCCUAAGGGUACCACUGGAACUGAGAUGCUGCCCGAGGCCAUGUUCUGGCUAUUGCUUACCGGCCAGGUGCCCUCCACCGGGCAGGUGCGUGCCUUCUCGCGCGAGCUGGCCGAGAAGUCGCACCUUCCCACCCACAUUCUUGAUCUGAUCAAGUCUUUCCCCCCCAACAUGCACCCCAUGACCCAGCUUUCCAUUGCCGUGGCAGCUCUGAACACCGAGUCCAAGUUCGCCAAGGCCUACGAGAAGGGUAUCAACAAGGCCGAGUACUGGGAGCCUACCUUUGAUGACAGCAUCUCCCUUCUUGCCAAGAUUCCCCGUGUCGCGGCACUCGUUUUCCGUCCCAACGAGAUCGAUGCCGUUGGUACCCAGAAGCUCGACGCCGCUCAGGAUUGGUCACACAACUUCGCCGAGCUGCUCGGCAAGGGUGGCGCUGAGCACAGCGACUUCCACGAUCUGCUCCGUCUUUACCUGGCUCUGCACGGUGACCACGAAGGUGGCAACGUCUCAGCCCACGCCACUCACCUGGUCGGCAGUGCUCUGAGCGAUCCCUUCCUCAGCUACAGCGCUGGUCUCCUGGGUCUGGCUGGCCCUCUUCACGGUCUCGCCGCCCAGGAGGUCCUCCGCUGGGUCAUUGCCAUGCAGGACAAGAUUGGAGUCAAGUUCACUGAUGAUGACGUUCGCAACUACCUCUGGGAGACCCUUAAGUCCGGUCGUGUGGUUCCUGGCUACGGUCACGGUGUCCUCCGCAAGCCCGAUCCUCGUUUCGAGGCUCUGAUGGACUUUGCCGCCACCCGUCCUGAUGUGCAGGCCAACCCUGUGUUCCAGCUGGUCAAGAAGAACUCCGAGAUUGCUCCUGGUGUCCUUACUGAGCACGGAAAGACCAAGAACCCCCACCCCAACGUCGAUGCCGCCAGCGGUGUUCUCUUCCACCACUACGGCUUCCAGCAGCCCCUCUACUACACUGUCACCUUCGGUGUCAGCCGCGCCCUUGGUCCCCUUGCCCAAUUGAUCUGGGAUCGCGCCCUGGGCCUGCCCAUUGAGCGCCCCAAGAGCAUCAACCUCUUGGGCCUUGUCAAGAAAUAG
Messenger RNA from Penicillium bovifimosum, 1398 nucleotides. It is a transcript of the gene mcsA, whose product is annotated as putative citrate synthase Cit1. Gene Ontology annotation, biological process: tricarboxylic acid cycle; carbohydrate metabolic process. NCBI's taxonomy places the organism in Eukaryota, Fungi, Ascomycota, Eurotiomycetes, Eurotiales, Aspergillaceae. Bases 1 to 1398 code for a protein of 465 amino acids. Gene Ontology annotation, cellular component: mitochondrial matrix. The record is from RefSeq and is a predicted model, not a curated record. The transcript has 3 exons. Gene Ontology annotation, molecular function: 2-methylcitrate synthase activity.